UUGUAAUAAUAAUUCGGCUUACUACGCUAUGAGGACUGGAGUGAAGAGGCGCAGGUUAAGGAAAGCCGGCAGGAGAUGGAUAAACGAUGACACCAGCCUUCACAGCACAUGGAAUCAUCUGUUGCAAACAUCGGCCAGCUCCCCAAAAGGAUGCUUAUCCUACGCCCCUACCCACCAUCCCCUUCACUGCCAAACAUUCCGAUCCCGUACCCCAUUUUUUCACUCAACCGCCGCUUCCCGGCCUUUAAUCUUUCCAAUCCGGCCUGUACUCGAACCAGAACAUUCCUAUGUACCGCUAAAUCGAGUCGAACACAGAAACUGAAUACCCAAAACUUGCAGAGAGAAUCUGAACCAGAAAAAGUAGAAGGCGACGACGAAGAUGACGAUAGAGAUGAGAAUGAAUUUGAAUUCUCAGCCAGCGGUGGGUACCGAGGGAGAGAAGAAGAGAAAGAUUACGAUAGAGACCCCGAGUUCGCUGAAAUCCUCGGUAGUUGUCUGGACGACCCGCAAAAGGCACGGUCCAAAAUGGAGGAGAGGUUGAGGAAGAAGAGGAACAAAAUUUUGCAGACAAAGACUGGUUCAGCAAUACCAAUGAAAGUGACAUUCAACAAAUUUGAUUUCUCAAACUCAUACAUAUGGUUCGAGUUCUACAAUGUUCCAUUGGGGAAAGAUAUUACCCUAAUUUGUGAUACCAUCCGAUCGUGGCACAUUAUUGGACGUCUUGGUGGAUGCAAUUCCAUGAAUAUGCAACUGUCACAAUCUCAGUCGGAUAAAAGACCUAGUUAUGAUGCUGUUCAGGGAGCAAAUGCGACACCAACUACAUUUUACAAUAUUGGGGAUCUUGAGAUUCAAGACAACUUGGCACGAUUCUGGGUGGAUAUUGGGACCCGUGAACCGCUGCUUCUGGAUGUUCUGAUAAAUUCAUUGACACAACUAAGUUCUGACAUAAUUGGAAUCAAGCAACUGAUGUUUGGUGGAUCCGAAUUUGAGAACUGGAAAGAGAACUUGACAUCAGAGGAUGCAGGCUUCAGCGUCCACAAGAUUUAGUGCACUUAGCAGCUACUUGUCUCAGAUAGAGCUACCUUCUCCACUCGCUUGAUUUCACGGGAAGAUUUGGGUGCAAAAGACCAAUGAAUGAAGAUAUUGUAGGAUAAAGCCAGUGGCUAGGCACAUGUGCCUCUGUUAUAAAUGCAUACUUGAGAAGAGUAAUCCGGCGGAGCCAUUGAGAGAAGGUGUAUAAUUUGGUUGUAGUUUUAAAUCAAUUAGUGAACUAGCUUUAU
This is a messenger RNA of Juglans microcarpa x Juglans regia, 1280 nucleotides long. RefSeq lists its product as uncharacterized. NCBI's taxonomy places the organism in Eukaryota, Viridiplantae, Streptophyta, Magnoliopsida, Fagales, Juglandaceae. The record is from RefSeq and is a predicted model, not a curated record. The coding region runs from base 109 to 1047 and encodes 312 amino acids. The transcript is spliced from 8 exons.